This is a messenger RNA of Triticum turgidum subsp. durum (durum wheat), 945 nucleotides long. The record is from the annotation of a GenBank genome assembly. Lineage: Eukaryota; Viridiplantae; Streptophyta; Magnoliopsida; Poales; Poaceae.
AUGCAGGUUGCGGCCGGCUGCGAGGGCUCGCCGGCGGCGACGGAGGGGGGCGACCAGCAGAGCUCCAAGAAGCCGAGGCUGGCCGCCGAGCCACUCCUCCUCCAUGCACCGGUGAAGCAAGAGAUGGCCGUGCUCCAAACGGCCGGAGACGGGGCCGCGGUCGUGGCGGCGGACCACGGCUCCAGGAUGGAGAUCGCCGUGAAGAUGGACGUGACCCUGCUCCAUUGCCCCCUCUGCAUCACCCCCUUGAAGCCCCCCGUCCUUCAGUGCAAGGGCGGGCACGUGGCCUGCGGCGGCUGCCUCGUGGAGCCCUGCGCGGAGUGCGGCAGCGCCUUCGACGUCCGCAGCACGGUGAUGGACGCCGUCGUCUCCUCGACCACGGCCGAGUGCGACCACGACGGCUGCGGGCGCUACGUCACCUACCACGAGCUCGACGGCCACCGCGGCGAGUGCCCGCACGCGCCCUGCGACUGCGCGGUCCGCGGCUGCGGCUUCGUCGGCCCGGCGCCGGCGCUCCUCGGCCACCUCACCGCCCUCCACUCGAUGCCGGUCCACAACUUCCAGUACGGCAAGGUCCUCGCGCUCCAGCUGCCGGCGACGCUGGAGCCGCGGGGCCUGCUGGUCGGGGACGAGGACGGCCGCGCGUUCCUCAUGGUCGGUGGCGCGCUCGGCUCCGGCGCGGCCGUGUCGGCGGUGUGCGUCAGGGCGGAGGCCAUGCUGUGGCCGCGGUACACGCUCAAGGUGUGGGCGAGCGGGCCGGCGCCGGCGCCGAACCGCAAGGCCGACACCGUCAUGGCGGAGAUCGAGGUGGCGAGCAGCAGGGCGCCCGGCGCCGUCGCCGUCGAGGAGCUGGCGUACCUGGCGGUGCCGCCCAAGUUGCUGGUCGGGGCGGGGGCGGCCCGGCGGAUGUCCCUCAAGAUCCGCAUUGACAAGUUCACCUCCUGA